Phoenix dactylifera (date palm) is the source of this 1547-nucleotide messenger RNA. RefSeq names its product RGG repeats nuclear RNA binding protein A-like. The record is from RefSeq and is a predicted model, not a curated record. Gene Ontology annotation, molecular function: RNA binding. Gene Ontology annotation, cellular component: nucleus; cytoplasm. Lineage: Eukaryota; Viridiplantae; Streptophyta; Magnoliopsida; Arecales; Arecaceae.
GCUGAGGUUAGGUCGGUGGCUAUAUGGACUCGUUUGGGAGGGCGGCUGGUGUUCUUCCCGUGCUCUCACUCUCUCCCACCCGCUCUUCGCCGCCGCCUUCAAAACCCUAGCUCUCUCUGCUCAACUCCAAUCCAAUCCGAAAGGAGUCCUCGACCCUAGGGUCCGAUGGCGAUCGAUUCUUCGAUGAUCUUCUUCUCCCUCCAUUGAUAUCAGGGUAGGGUUUUUGCGAGCCCCUUCGAUCCCCCCUCCAUCCCCUCCCCGCGGAGAUGGCCACCGCGAAUCCUUUCGAUCUCCUCGGAGACGACGACAACGACGAUCCUUCUCAGCUGAUCGCCGUCCAGCAGCAGAAGAUCGCCGCCAAGAAGCCCGCCUCCGCCGCCGCCCCUCCGGCGGCCGUCAAGCUUCCGUCCAAGCCAGCCCCUCCUGCCCUAGCCGUGAGGGAGGCGAGGAGCAAUGCGGCGACAGCCCGAGGUGGUGCCGUGCGUGGUAGGGGUAGGCGUGGAGGUUGGACCGGCCCGAAUAGAGGUUUUGGCAAUGGGGAUGCCAAUGGAUUUACCGGGGGCUAUGGCGGAAGCAGCAUUGGUGAUGAGGGGGACGCUGCUAAGCCUUUUGAGAGGGAGCGUGGGGGCCAUGCCUCGCAAAGGCAGCCAUACCGUGGUGGUCGGCGGGGCGGAUAUAGCAAUGGAGACGCUGGGGAUGACUCUGAACGUCCUCCACGGAAAGGUUAUGAGCGACAUAGCGGAACUGGCCGCGGUUACGAGAUGAAACGGGAGGGUUCUGGGCGUGGGAAUUGGGGAACACCAACUGAUGAUAUGCUUACACAGGCGACUGAUGAUAACGGGAACAUUGACGAGAAGCUUGCAAGUCCUGAGAAGCAGCCAUUGCAGGAGGAUGGACCAUUGUCUGAGGCGAGUAAGGAUAACAAAGAGGGUGAAGCAAAUGAGUUGGAAGAAAAAGAGCUGGAGGAUAAGGAGAUGACCCUAGAGGAGUAUGAGAAGAUAAAGGAGGAGAAACGAAAAGCGCUGCUUGCAUCGAAGCCUGAAGAGAGGAAGGUUGAGCUGGACAAGGACUUUGAGUCCAUGCAGCUGCUUUCUCUUAAGAAAGGAAAUGAUGAUGUCUUUAUGAAAUUGGGUACAGAUAAGGAUUCGGGUAAAAAGAGGGACAAUGCUGAUCGAGAAGAACGAGUCAAAAAGUCUUUCAGCAUCACUGAGUUUUUGAAGCCUGCUGAAGGAGAAAGGUAUUAUAGUCCUGGUGGCCGUGGCUUUGGUCGUGGUCGUGGCAGGGGAAGAGGUGACCGCAGACCAUUUGGAGAUGGUUUUGGAAGUGGGGUUACAGUCAAUGCUACUGCCCCUUCGAUCGAGGAUCCUGGACAAUUCCCCACACUUGGUGGGAAAUAAUGUGCUUGUGAUGGCACUUGUGCUUAAUUUUUAUCUGCCAUUGUUCUAAUCUAGUCUUUUUCAAAUUUAGCGGGCUGAUGUCUGAAUUCAGUAAAAUAAUAUACAAGUCUGAAAGAGAGCACUUAUUUAAAUUUUGGUUUCCUAUGCACA